Molecule: messenger RNA, 2020 nt
Organism: Scaptodrosophila lebanonensis
Lineage: Eukaryota; Metazoa; Arthropoda; Insecta; Diptera; Drosophilidae
Gene: Cln7
Product: major facilitator superfamily domain-containing protein 8
Exons: 6
Coding region: 205-1833 (542 amino acids)
Biological process (GO): transmembrane transport
Cellular component (GO): lysosomal membrane
Molecular function (GO): transmembrane transporter activity
Source: RefSeq, a predicted model, not a curated record
GUAGCCAACCGAAAAGUUACAAUUGUCACGGUAUUUGGCUUAUAAGGCAACGUUUGCGCUGAACUAAAUUUAAAUUUGACCAUUUCCCUAAAGUACAAUGUUUAUACAAAUGUGCAGUGUGUGUAAAAGUUGACAGCUUGAGAUUCUCAUACCCCCCAAAUUUUUCAGUCACACCCUCUGGUAAUCUGAACACACACCCUCAACAUGGAGAAAGUGCGUAAGAUGCAAGACCACUUCAAAACCCAACAGAUACCAACUGAGGUCGACGAUGGCCUUGAAACUUUGGAGCAGUACAAACAACGUUGGCGCUCCGUCCGCAUUAUAUACUUCACCAUGUUCCUUAUGUCCCUGGGUUUUAGCAUUAUACUCACUGGCAUUUGGCCCUACCUCAACAAGCUAGACCCCAGCGCUGGCAAGGAAUUCAUGGGUCUCGUUGUCGCCGCCAAUCCGCUAGGCCAGAUGAUCUUCAGUCCCCUUUUUGGCUGGUGGAGCAACAAAUUAGGCACCAUUAGACUACCCCUGUUGCUCUCAUUGGUGCUCUUUACAGUAGCCAGUGGGUUUUAUUCGUCGCUGGAGUUGCGGCCGGAUAAUGUGAAGUUCUGGAUGGUAAUCUCGCGCUUUCUUAUUGGUGUGAGUUCCGCAAACAUUGCCGUAUGUCGCUCAUAUCUGUCCGCAGCGACACGUCUAAGUGAGCGCACCCAUGCCGUCUCCAUGGUAUCUUUGGCCCAGGUCCUGGGCUUCAUUGUUGGUCCCGCACUCCAGGCAGCCGUGACACCUUUGGGAGAUGUGGGCUACAUGUGGCUCUGGGGGAAACUACACUUCAAUAUGUACACAGCAUGUGGAUGGAUAAAUGUUCUUAUGAGUGUGGGCAACUUUAUUAUGUUUUUGCCCGGAACUUUUGAGGAACAUAAAAUAGCUGCCCGUGAGAUUAUGGUUAUGCAGGGUGGUACAUCAGAACGAGAGACAUGGAAGGCUAUAAAGCCAAAUUACUUUUCCGCUUGGACACUUAUAGUGGCGUUUUUUGUGUUGGUCUUCAAUUUUGUGCUGCUCGAAACCUUGGGAACAUCGCUUACAAUGGAUCAGUUUGCCUGGUCCAAUAGCGAAGCCAUGUGGUACAUGGGAAUACUAAUGUCUGUUGGCGCCAUUGUUGCGUUUAUUACCUUUUUGCUUAUUGUACCGCUUUGCAAACAAUUUGCGGAGCGGUAUGUGCUUAUUUGGGGGGGUUUCUCUUUAAUGGUUCUGGGGCGCGUGCUGUAUAUACCCUGGGGACCGGAUCCGCCUAAGGUGGCACCAGCCUUCAACGAAACCGCCGGUCUACCCGAAAGUGAUCCAAUGUACCUCGGCUGUCCGGAAACUCAGGAAUGGUGCGCUCGUCUGCCUGCAUUGACGAUUACUCAAUUCAUCAUUGGCUAUGCCUUCACAUCUGUUGGCUACCCGAUUGGCGUCACUCUUAUACAGACAAUAUUUUCGAAGGUCUUGGGUCCCAGACCGCAGGGUGUUUGGAUGGGUUUAAUGACUGGUUCAGGCUGUUUAUCUCGUGUUUUGGGCCCGGUAUUUGUGGGUUCUAUAUACACACGUCUGGGAACCUACUGGACCUUUGGCGUAACAUCAGUUAUGAUGCUUAUUUCAAUGUUUUGGCUGCUGGGCACAAACAAAUUACUUAUACCUCCGCAUAUCGAUAAGCCAGCACAUGUGGAGCUCCAAGACCUUAAUAAGGAGAAUGGAAAACAAAGUGAAACAAACUCACCCACUCAUAACGGUGAUAAUGAUACUCCACCGGAGGGUGUGGAGCUGUUGGGGAUUCGCCGGCUGGGUAACAGCUCAGAGGCAUAGCGACUUACAGCUUGUUAAUAAGUAUAUACUUAUAGAAUAUUUUUGAGAACUGCCUUUAUGUUUACUAUGUACACACAUACAUAUGUGCCUAUUUUUAGAAUCAAAAAAUAUUAUAUUUUAUCGGAAUUUAUUAGUCUACGAAAUUCAAAAUAAGUAUAUAAAUAUUUUUGAGAAUGUAAAAGACAAA